Molecule: messenger RNA, 587 nt
Organism: Melanaphis sacchari
Lineage: Eukaryota; Metazoa; Arthropoda; Insecta; Hemiptera; Aphididae
Exons: 4
Source: RefSeq, a predicted model, not a curated record
CAUCUCCUCGCAAGCCUGCAAUUAAACAGAGUAGAAUGGUGAUUGAUCAAGCAGAUUUUCAAAAAUUGGUUACAAAACAACUUGUCACAUUAAGAUAUACAGUUGAUGUUAUGAAUACAAGCAUUGCUGCAACCUUACAAAACAUUGAACAAAAAAUUGAUGGAUAUUUCAAGUAUGCAGAUGCUGGAAAUAUGAGUGUUAUUACAAACGAUUCAUUUGAUGAUGGUUUCUUGUGGCCAUUAGAAAAUGAAGAACAACUUCAGGAAUUGGAACAAACACUUAAAAAUAAUGAUAACAACUUUAACCGUUGUCUAGUAAAUAAAAUGUCGCUUAUGAACUCCAAUACAGUUGAACGUAGUGUCCGCAGAAUCUUAAAGUAUAUGUUUACUGAUGCACUCCUUGAGCAAUUUUCAUACACAGGAUUUAAAAAACCCAAAAAGUCGUUUUCAAAAUUACUCUCAUGCCAAAUUGUUAUAGAUGCUAUACGGAGUUCUUCUCUAUUUAAAACCACAACACUGCAGAAUAUAGAAAAACCUAUUAAGGCCUGGCUGGCUCAAGCAAAAUUUAGAAAAAUCUCCAUAAUAUAA